Molecule: messenger RNA, 794 nt
Organism: Neurospora tetraspora
Lineage: Eukaryota; Fungi; Ascomycota; Sordariomycetes; Sordariales; Sordariaceae
Exons: 1
Coding region: 181-600 (139 amino acids)
Source: RefSeq, a predicted model, not a curated record
GAAAAAAGGCGUCUCCAUGUCCCAUGAAGCUCUUGUUCCUAUACCGAUGUCCACUAAGCUUAAAAUCUCUCUGACGUAACGUUGCGCCAAUGUCAAGGUACACUACGGUAUAUUGCAACAGCAGCUGCUUCUUGUGGAAAACACCGAGGCGAACCACAUCACAUCCUCCAAAGCGACGGGAUGUACAUCCAACAAGAGAAUGUUUGGACAUCACAUCUACUAUACUUCCGACUAAUCACACACGGCACAAAUCGGCACAAAAAAUCAGAAACAACAGAAAUCAUAACAACAAAAGAGACAGACAAAGAAAAUCUCACGGGUCAGCCGUCGCAGAUUGUUCCAAUCCCUUUCAGCUUCCUUUCCGCUCCAACUGAACAAAAACAGUUUCAGAACAGCACAAGCAAAGAUGGGCUGGCUGCCGUGGGCUGGAAGGGGAUAGGACCUGUAGCGUUCCCACUUACUGCGUACUGCGUACGGAGGGUUACAUCCCUUCCAUCUUUUGGUGGCUUUUGGCGGUCCGAUCGAUAUCACGGCAUCCCAUGGCUUUUUUUUACAGCUUCUUCUUUGUCCAUUGUUUCUUGUUUCUGUUUCUUGACUUGAUCCAUGGAGGUUUGUUAGGGGUCAGCAUUCCCCAUUGUACUGCCCCGUCUACCUGAUCUGACGUACCUGACCUUAAUGGCGGCUGUGAUGUGGUGAUCCACCACCGAGUCUAGUCUUGUCAUCCAACCUAAUCCAUUUGGCGCUCGCUUGUUCGUUGCAUCGCAUCUCUCUCGCAUGUUUCUUUUUGGUGUACC